CAUUAUUCAAGGUCUAGCAGAUCUUCAACCAAGUUUGUAAUUCACAUUUCACUCUGAAUCUUUUUCUACUUUCUUUUUCAUCAUUAUACCUUCCUGUCUACGUGAAGGAAUAGAACAAAUCCAUGUCUGCUUUGCAAACUUUAUUUGAACUUUUUUUUUUUCAUGAUAGAAUAUAAUUUUUUCCCCAUUCAAAGUUCCUCUUGUCAGAUUCAACUUCAGUGGAAAUUUCUCUAUAUUUUCCAGCGAUCUCUCUAAACUGAUCAAGACCCCCCUUCCAAAAUGCAGAUUCUCAUAUGGGUUUCUAGGGUUCUGCUUAUUUGCUCCAUACUAGGAGUGUUUCCCUUUUCUCUAGCUCAAACUACCUCACAAGCACCAGCAGUCUGCUCAGAGGCAGAUAGAGCUGCUCUUCUUGGUUUCAAAGCCAAAAUCGUGAAGGACACUACGGAUAGUCUCUCUUCAUGGAUAGGAAGAGACUGCUGUGGAGGAGAUUGGGAAGGUGUUCAGUGUAAUUCAGCAGGAAGGGUCAAUACAUUGGCGCUGCAAAGGCCAGAAAGGGACAGUAGCCUCUAUAUGAAGGGUACUUUGUCUCCUUCUCUGGGAAGCCUGCAAUUUUUGGAGGUGUUGGUGAUAAGUGGGAUGAAGCUUAUUACGGGUCCAAUCCCUGAGAACUUUUCCAAUCUAACCCGUCUCACGCAAUUGGUCCUGGAAGACAAUUCCCUUCAAGGGAACAUUCCUUCAGGUUUAGGUCGUUUAUCCUUUCUCCAAACACUCUCAUUGGCUGGAAACCGUUUCAGGGGGGUAGUUCCUCCAAGCUUAGGGAAUUUGAGAAAACUUGUCCUGAUGAAUUUAGGAAGAAAUUCCUUGACAGGUCCAAUUCCUUCUAGUUUCAAAACUCUUCUUUGUUUGCAGUCUUUUGAUCUCAGCUUCAAUUUAUUGUCAGGUUUUAUCCCUGAAUUUGUAGGACAGUUUCGAAACAUUACCUUUAUUGACCUCUCCAAUAAUCAAUUAUCAGGUCAGAUACCCGUUUCCAUGUUCAACUUGGUCACUCUGUCAGACCUGUCAUUGAGCCACAACCAGCUCACAGGAAUUAUCCCAGACCAGAUUGGAAACCUUAAAUCUCUCGCUAGUGUUUCACUGAGUCACAACAAGUUUAUAGGUCAUAUUCCACCAUCUAUUUCAAGAUUACAGAACCUUUGGUCCCUUAAUUUAUCAAGAAAUUGGUUCUCAGAUCCCUUGCCAGAUAUUUCUAGCAGGGGUAUUCCGUCACUUUUGUCAAUAGACCUGUCCUUCAACAAUCUCAGUUUGGGGACAGUUCCAAACUGGAUCAAGGACAAACAACUUUCAGAUGUAAAUCUAGCUGGCUGUAAACUGAGAGGAGCCCUCCCAAAGUUUACAAGACCUGAUUCACUGAGCUCCAUUGACCUGUCCAAUAACUUCCUUACUGGAAGCAUUUCCACUUUCUUUACAAAUAUGACAAAUCUGCAGAACCUGAAGCUUUCAAAUAACCAAAUGAAGUUUGAUCUUUGCGAACUCAUAGUGCCAGAUGGGAUUUCCUCUAUUGAUCUCCAUUCAAAUCAGGUAUUCGGGUCUCUCUCAAGCAUUUUAAAUAACAGAACAAGCAGCUUUUUGGAGGCCAUAGAUGUGUCAAAUAAUCUCAUUUCUGGAACAAUACCAGAAUUUACUGAAGGCUUGAGUUUGAAGGUUCUGAAUAUAGGAAGCAACAAGAUUGCAGGCCAUAUCCCCAGUUCAAUCUCAAAUCUCAUUGAACUUGAAAGGCUGGUUAUUUCAAGGAACCAGAUAACUGACACCAUUCCCACAAGUUUAGGACAAUUGGUGAAACUUCAAUGGCUUGACCUUUCCAUCAACAAGCUCACUGGAAAAAUCCCAACUAGCUUAUUGGGUAUUAGGUCUCUGAGACAUGCAAGUUUCAGGGCAAACAGACUAUGUGGAGAGAUUCCACAAGGGCGACCUUAUAACAUCUUCCCCGCUUCUGCUUAUGCUCACAAUCUCUGCCUAUGCGGCAAACCCAUGCCGCCUUGUAGGGGAAAGAAGCAAGAAAUGGGCCAGUGAAAUGCUGACUCAAUUUGCCCAAAUUCACGGCCUAAUGAGAAUUCUCAAAUGCCAGAAAGAGACAACUCAUGUUUUACAGUGGUAGUUCAUUUUUUUUUUUCCUUACUAGUGUUCUAGCUCAAUUUAUUAAUAACAACGAUUAUGGAACAAACAUUGUUUCAAUAUACAGCAUUGAU
Molecule: messenger RNA, 2246 nt
Organism: Durio zibethinus
Lineage: Eukaryota; Viridiplantae; Streptophyta; Magnoliopsida; Malvales; Malvaceae
Molecular function (GO): protein binding
Source: RefSeq, a predicted model, not a curated record